Messenger RNA from Cladocopium goreaui, 552 nucleotides. The record is from the annotation of a GenBank genome assembly. Lineage: Eukaryota; Dinophyceae; Suessiales; Symbiodiniaceae.
AUGUCAAAAGACCCUGGCCGACUUUUGUGGUGCCCCAAUGUUCGAAAAGAGCCUGAAGGGCCGAAUAGAAGGUUGGACCCGGAAGGAUAUGGGGGCCAGUCGUCCCUGAUGCAUUCCCCGAGGCAUUCAGCGCGUGGGGGGCACAGCUCGGAACCCUUGCAGCGCACUCGUGUCACGCAUCAUCUUCCGCCCGAGAUCUUGUGGAAGCAAUCCACUGAGGUGGACAUGGGAUCUACCUUGCCAUUCCAAGAAGCGCAGGUGGCAGACCUCCUUCCACUCCCCACGCAGCCCAGUGGGCCCACGGAGCCCGUGGGGCCCACAGCGCCCGGGCCCACUGGGCCGGGGCCGGGGCCGCAGAACCUGGAGGCUCUCAAGGUGCCGCUGGAGGAGGCCAAGGCGUUGCGAGUGAACACCGUGGACAGCGCGGAGGAGAGCACAGAGUUGGCGAAUUUCUUGGGCUUUAUGGGCGCCUCCAUGGACUCCACGUCGUUUCAGAAAGAUGUUAGCCAGGUUCGCGACUGGCUGGGCGUGAGUUCCUCCAGGGAUGCAUAG